UUCCGUGGCCAUGUUGGCUCAAGGCCACGUUUGGUCAAGCCGUGUUUGCUAGAGGCAGGGUUUGUCCGAGGCGGCGGACGGCCGCAGGCCUGGAAACUGGGGCGCGCGCGGCCGACAUGGCCGAGCUCACCGGAGCGCAGCUGCAGCGGACCUGUGCGCCACUGUAUCCGUCCUUCGCACUUGAGUCUUUUGCCGCCCUGGUCCUGUUCUUCUUCUUUCUCUACCUGUCAAUCAUCAUCUCGACCAGGCAGCAGCUCAAGACGCCGGCAAAGUCGAUAGCCAAGUUGAUCUGGCACAGCCUCACGGGUUGGUGGGAGGACACGGUCAGAGUGCUCAGCAGGUGGAGUGAGAUGGGCGAGAUGUCGAUGCCCAAGCGAUUACGCUUCUGCCGGAGGUUGAACGCGACGAUUUGCCGGUCGCAGGCCGUCAUCGCGCUCUUGGCCGUGACCCGCUGGCUGCACAUCAACAACGUCAACGGCUUCCGGUACCUGGGCUACGCCUUCACUUGCCCCUUGAUGCAGGCCGAGCUCAUCCUGAUCAUCGCGCCGAUCGUGCCGUGCUACAGGAUGGUGACGCAGAUGACUGCCAUUAUUACUUUCCUGAUGCUGCUGUCUGGGUAUAUCGCGUCCCAGUUUGAUGGGAAGCUGUGGGAGGGCGACCUCGUCCUCGACAGGAACCUCAGCUUCCUCACCACUAAAGGCUGGGUAACGCUCCCGAGCAUGGUCAUCCUGCUCUUCCUCUCCUUCGUUCAGAUCCCCGUCCUAGGCCUGCUGUACUGCUGGAAUGGCGGUGGCCGCGACGGCAGAUUCCCGGCCGGUUACCUGACGCUCUUGGCGAUCACGUCCGUCACGUGGCUCCUCUUCCCCAUCUGGUGGUUUCUGUCCUUUGAGGGCGAGGGCUACAUCCAGGACACCAAACUCAACGGCGCUGGCUUCGCUCUCCUCAACAUGACCAGCAAGGGUGCGUUCACGAUGCAGAUGCUGUCCAUGGUCAAGCGGUGGAAGCGCGACUUCGGGCCGAGCAGCUUUGGGCGGCAGACCUCGGUAGACUCCGCCGUUGCGGACCUCCAGAAUCUCUCGCCUCGCAGCAACAAAACCGAGAAGUCUGCGGACUGGAUCAUCAAUGGCCUGAAGACGUUCGAUCAGGGCAGCGAUAAUUCGCUGGAUCGGGUCCCAGGUCUGGGCCCCGAGGCGCAGGCGCCGCCACCACCCGAGAAGACGAUUGUCCUCGACACGACUUGCCUGAGCGAUGAGGUGCUUGUCUCGGAGCUGGCGAGGAGGAUCAACCUGAGCAGCGUGGGCAACACCGACCACAUCGUCGGCAAGCCCCUCGACCCCCAGGAGCUCUUCAAGCAGGCGCUGGACAAAGAGAUAGCCAUGGCGUGCUCGAAGUUCGCCUGUGAGGACGAUGAUGAGGACGACGAGGAAUGAGAAGGCGGUCGGUCACACCUCGGGGCUCCGUUU
Molecule: messenger RNA, 1463 nt
Organism: Prorocentrum cordatum
Lineage: Eukaryota; Dinophyceae; Prorocentrales; Prorocentraceae
Source: the annotation of a GenBank genome assembly